GGCGCCCGCGCAGCCUCUCCGUCCUUUCUCCCGGCAGCUGCGGCGGCCCAAUCCCCUUAACCGUAUUCGCAGCCUGGCCUCCCGGCGCCUUUCCUGGGGCUGUCCGGAGGCCGUGGCCGGGCAGCUGUUGCGCCGAGAGGGGGCAGCUGCGGAGUUCCAUAACCAUAGCAACCGCAUCAGCACCACGGCGGCGGCAGCGGCGCGAGGGCAGCAUCCUCUCGCUCCUCCUCCAGGCAGCCUCGCCUUGGGGACCUGAGACCCAGCUCGCAGGUGCCGCGGACUCCUCCGUCCGCCACCGCUGCUGCAAGUGUCGGCGGCUGGAGAAGGCAAAAAGAGGAGGGUGACAGGCCCGGAGCCAGCCGAGCUGGGCCCUAGGAGGUGAGAGAGGGGAGCCCUGCAGUAGGAGACAGGUAAUGAACCAAAAAGAUCAUGUCUGAAGUUCAAGGAACGGUUGAGUUUUCUGUAGAGCUACAUAAAUUCUAUAAUGUGGAUCUCUUUCAGAGAGGGUAUUACCAGAUCCGAAUGACCUUGAAGGUGUCCUCCAGGAUCCCUCACAGACUGAGUGCUUCCAUCGUGGGACAGGCAGAGAGCAGCACUCUGCAUUCCGCCUGUGUCCAUGAGAGCACUGUGCACAGCCGGGUCUUCCAGAUCUUAUACAGGAAUGAAGAGGUGCCCAUAAAUGAUGCCAUGAUCUUUCGAGCUCAUUUGCUCCUUGACGGUGAAAGGGUGGAAGACGCGCUGAGCGGGGUGGAGUUUCAGCUCAAGGUGGACCUGCACUUUACGGAUAGUGAGGAGCAGUUAAGGGACGUGGCCGGGGCACCAAUGAUCAGCAGCCGCACACUCGGCCUGCACUUCCACCCCCGGAGAGGUCUGCACCACCAGGUCCCUGUCAUGUUUGACUACUUCCACCUGUCAGUGAUCUCCGUGACCAUCCACGCUGCCCUGGUGGCUCUGCAGCAGCCCCUGAUCAGUUUUGCUCGCCCGGGAAGAGGCUCCUGGCUUGGUAAAGGCGGCCCAGACAUGGGAACAGAACAGUCCAUCAUUUCUCUGGAGAACUUGGUCUUUGGAGCUGGAUAUUGCAAGCCGACUUCCUCAGAGGGAAGCUUCUAUGUCCCCUCAGAGAACUGCAUGCAGCAUGCCCACAAGUGGCACCGCGACCUGUGUCUCUUGCUCCUACAAGCCUACCGGGGCCUCCGCCUCUACUUCCUACUCAUCAUGAGGGACAUCCCAGAGCUGCCGCACAUGGAGCUGGAGGCCCUUGCUGUUGAAGAAACGCUCGCCCAGCUAUGCUCAGAGCUCCAGAUGCUGAACAAUCCAGAGAAGAUAGCUGAGCAGAUCAGUAAGGAUCUCGCCUGGCUGGCUUCCCACCUGAUGGCUCUGUGGACACAGUUCCUGGAUACGGUGACACUCCACUCCCAAGUGACUACCUAUCUCACCCAGGAGCACCACAGCCUGAGGGUCCGAAGGUUUUCUGAGGCCUUUUUUUAUAUGGAGCACCAAAAACUUGCUGUCUUGACGUUUCAGGAAAAUCUCAUACAGAUGCACAGCCAGCUGUCUCUGGACAUCCGGAACUCGGAGUACCUCACCAGCAUGCCCCCGCUGCCCGCAGAGUGCCUGGACAUCGAUGGUGACUGGAACACCCUGCCAGUCAUCUUUGAGGACAGAUAUGUGGACUGCCCUGCGACAGGACCCGAUUUGAAUGUUUAUCCUAAUUUCAAAGUUCCAACUGUAAGUCCCUCAAUGAUGAAUCUAAAAGAAAAAGAAGAGAACCAUGUUAUAAAUAGGAAAUCAUCUUUUAGGGGAGACUUUGUCUUAUCUACCAGGAUACCACCUCAAGUGGACACUAAUGAGGAGGUUACUAGGUGUCCAGAGCCAGACAAGAAUGAAACCACAGCAAAUGUGGACGUGUGCUCCGAAUCUCAGGUGUACCUGACAAUUGGUGAAUUCCAGAACAAAGCAGGUGUGCCUGAAGAUGAGUGUGGGUCUGGCCAAAUGUCUGAUGUCAGAACCCAUCCACUGGCAGAUGUGGACAGCCUCAGGAGGAGUCCAGGCCCAGAGGAGGGGCAGUCUACAGUGCUGACCUACAUCGAGGUAAAAUCCAGUAAUCAGGGCCUCCACAAAGCUGAGCCCACGGAACUCUCUAGUGAGAGUAGAAGCCCUAGGGACAGUUACAGGACAGUAUCAAGUGAAGUGGUAGCGGGUGGAUAUCACCAAAAUGCCAUCUCUUCAGACAAAGCACCUAUCACCGAGUUAAGUACUUCAGGAAAGGGAACAGAACCAGAGGGUCAGCCAGUGCUGCUGAGCCUGAGACUCGCCCCCACCGAGACCCCGCUAAGUGCUACUCUGACGGAGCCUUUGGAUCCUAGGUCUUCCUUCCAGGACCCUCCUGUGGAAGAGCAGGAGGAGCUGUCCACGAUGUCUGGGGCCAUCAAGCGGUCUUCUUCCCUCAUAUCUGACUCGGGCAUUGAGAGUGAGCCAAGCUCUGUGGCCUGGUCCGAGGCCCGAAGCAGGGCCGUGGAGUUAGCCAGCGAUCGGGAAGUCCUGCACCAGUUGGUUAGAAGACAUGCACUCCACAGGAACUCCCUGGAGGGUGGACACACAGAAAGCAACACCAGCUUGCCAAGUGGCAUCCAGGCCUCUCUCACCUCCAUCAGCUCUCUGCCUUUUGAAGAGGAGGAACGUGAGCUGGCCCUCACCAAGCUGACCAAAUCUGCAUCUGCACCCCAAAUCAGCAGCCCAGAAGACGCAACUGAAGGUGCAGGCACCAUGAAAAAAAGAGGAGACUUCCCUGAAGCUUCAGAAAUGCGGAAGAGCGGAGGUUCCCCUGAGCAUAGCUCUCAACCAAGUGGAAGGCCCAGAGCCCAGGAUGCCAGGGCAGCCCAGCCCUUUGGGGAAACAGUGUCACGCGCUGACAAACAUCAAGACCCUGGUUACAUGGACAUCCCCCAGGGUAAAGAGAGCCAGGUAGAGCCUCAAGGCCACUCUCGUCUGGAUGGCAGGACUGAGAACACUCCAGAGAGCGAAACCAAAGGUCUUAACGUAAAAAUACCACGUAGUAUAGCGCUUGAAAACCCCCGGGCCCGGUCGCUGCAUAGGGCACUCAUGGAAACCCCCAAGGGCAGGCCUAAGGACUCGCAUGUGGGCAAACACAUUCUCUCCAGCAGCAGUGUCUCAGACGUCGGGGAAAUGUCCCACCACAAGGUGCCUGAGUUCAGCUGUACCUCAGCUUCGGAUGCCACCACCCCGAAUCCCGAGCACAGUGGUGCGCCUGGCGCCGUGGGCCACGUGGUGUCGCCUAGAGAACCCGAUGCCUUCCUAGAGGACGAACCCGAAGCAGGCACUGUGUGCCAUGCUCUGACUCCCCCCAUCCCUUCCCAAAUUCUGAGAAACCAAGAGCUGAGGACAGGCGCUUCCAUCAUGGGUCCGCCGCUGGCCUCGGCAGAGACCUUCUCUCUGGAGAGCCUCAAGACCGUGGAGGUGGUCAACUUGUCCCUGUCUUGCACUGCCACCUGUCUCCCUUUCUCAUCUGUGCCCAAGGAGACCCCUGCCAGGGCUGGGUUCUCCUCCAGACAGACCCCAGUUCCCAUCACGCAUCAGCCUCUGGGGUCCUUUGGAGUCGUUGCUACCCACUCCAGCAAGUUGGAGGAAGACGUCGGUGAAAGGAUGUUCAGUUUUUAUCAGGCCAAAGAAAAAUUUAAAAAAGAACUGAAGAUUGAAGGAUUUCUGUACAGUGACUUAUCUGUACUAGCUUCUGAUAUACCAUAUUUCCCACCAGAGGAAGAGGAAGAAAACUUGGAAGAUGGGAUUCACCUGGUUGUCUGUGUCCAUGGCCUGGACGGGAACAGUGCAGACCUCCGGCUGGUAAAGACUUUCAUAGAGCUGGGGCUCCCAGGAGGAAAACUGGACUUCCUCAUGUCUGAAAAGAAUCAGACAGACACGUUUGCAGAUUUUGAUACCAUGACGGAUCGAUUACUGGAUGAAAUCAUUCAGCACAUUCAGUUGUACAACCUCUCCAUAUCCCGAAUUAGCUUCAUUGGCCAUUCUCUUGGCAACAUUAUCAUCCGAUCUGUCCUCACCCGGCCCCGGUUCCGGUAUUACCUCAACAAACUCCACACGUUCCUGUCCCUGUCUGGGCCUCACCUGGGGACCUUGUACAACAACAGCACCCUGGUUAGUACAGGCUUGUGGCUCAUGCAGAAAUUAAAGAAAUCCGGGUCACUUCUGCAGCUGACCUUCAGGGAUAAUGCUGAUUUACGCAAAUGCUUCCUAUACCAACUAAGCCAAAAAACAGGGCUGCAGUAUUUUAAAAACGUUGUGCUGGUUGCUUCCCCGCAAGACCGCUAUGUGCCAUUUCAUUCAGCCAGGAUUGAGAUGUGCAAAACCGCCCUCAAAGACAGACACACAGGGCCAGUUUAUGCGGAAAUGAUCAACAACCUUCUGGGCCCUCUGAUUGAAGCCAAGGACUGCACUUUAAUCCGGCACAACGUGUUCCACGCCCUGCCCAACACUGCCAACACCCUGAUCGGCCGAGCCGCUCACAUCGCGGUGCUGGAUUCGGAACUUUUCCUAGAGAAGUUUUUCUUGGUGGCAGGACUCAACUAUUUCAAGUAGUGGCUGUGAGGGAGCAGGCCUGGGGUAGCACUCCAGAAGUGUUAAGGUGAACUGAGUGCUUUUGCUGGGGCACAUGCCCCCUCUGCCAUGCCAGGAUGGAGUAGCAGGAGAGGUGUGGGGAUGGAGCUGGGUAGAACUGGACCCUAGUGGUGCUUUUGUUUAGAGAUCUGGGAACACAGAGUGUAAAACACAACAAUCUUUGCUUGAAUUUGUGUAGCCACGUGGAGUCUCUUUUAAGAUGCUUUCUAGGAAAAAUAGGGGAAAAUAAAGAAAAAAACGCUUGGGGUAGGAGAGAGCCUCCCUUCUUCACCCUCACAGCUGGCAGACAGGUUGCUCCAGUUGACAUGUCCAACAUGUUACUCGCUCAUAGCUUUAUCAUUUUGAUUAAAUUAAGUGCACACAAGCAUUUCAGAACUCAGGUUAACCUCUGUGCAGAAGUGCAACAUAUUUGUGUAAAUAGAACCCUUACUAGAUUCCAAUGUGCCACUUGUUUAAACAAAAUGUGAUGCCCGCACUCUUGUUCUUUCUUCAUGUUCUCCAAACAAGGGGCAAAGGAGUGUGUGGCACAACCCCAUUAUGUUCUGUGACAGCAGUAGGUGGAGUGACAGUGUAAGAAGGAGCAGAGGUGAUGCUCUUAGUAAAUACAAGUUUGUCACAAACAAAAAUAACCGUAGGGAAGUUACUCCACCUACUUCCUCGAACUCUCUAUGCAUAGCCUGAUCCAAAAUUUAUUUUUGUGAUUGCUUCAAUCUCUGGGGUAGGGAUAACUGAUUGAGAUUCUAGCUGCAGGAGGGGGCACUUAAGAUAGAUGCAUGCCUGCAAAGCUCCUGCUGAAACACUUCCAAAGAAAUGCUGAGUCAGCACUGGAUACAGUUGCAAAAAAAAAAAAAAAAAAAAAAAGACCAUUAACCUGGCCGGCUGUUUCUCCUCUCCCUGAAGGAGAAAGAAGUCCAAAUGGAGGAGUGCUGGAUAAAAACCUCAGGGGAGCUCUCGGAAGGGUGCUGGAUAACUUUCAGUUGAAAUGACUUCUUGCCUUAGGAAAAUAAAGGGCUAGGAAGGUCAACACUGAUAAAUGACAGGGGCCAAAGUAAGGUCAGGCUGGAGAACAAAAGCCAGACUGAAGACUCCACUUAAACUGUCAUUGGUAAGUGACUUACAGGGAACUUUUGAAAAUAACCAGGAGGGUUAAUAUGGUCCCAAAGACUGAGUGCACCCUAUGGGCUAAGGCAAGGUCCAUGAAUCAUUCAGUCAUGUAGAAGGAAGGCAUGAGCCAGGAGAGUAGAGACAGGAGACACAGAUACCACCCUCAAGAGACGAAAGCUCGUAGUUCUGCACAAUGCAGAGAUUCCUCUGGUCCAAGCACCUGGACUGUGGCUCCAGGUCAGAGAUGCCAAGUGGACCUGGGUUCGGGUAGGCAUUGUAGAUCCUCCCACGUGUUAAACCAAAUGCAGACCCUGGGAAAAUAGUUCAGAAAGGCAACUUGCAGGAGAGAGGCAUUCUGCAUUUCUUAAAAACAGAAGUGGUGGGCCAGACAGGGACAAAUGUUUUGCAAAGACAGAAUUCCACACAGCAAACUUAGGAUCUCUAUGAAUUUUCAUUAUAUCCUGUGAAACUUGUGUUUGUUAACCCCCUGGGGAUUUUCCUGAGUUCCCAUGCUGGUGCUGGCAUAGACUCUGGCUGCUCACGAGCAACCAUGCUUUUGUUCUAAAACCCAGGAGACAAGCAUUUCCUGGUCAUGCAGCCCAUGACAGGGUGUCUCCUGACCCAGACAAGUGCUCGUGCUCAGCGCAGACUGGAGGUUUGUAGCACCUUCUCUCUGGCCAUAUGAGGAGUCUGGCUCCUUGGAGGAGUGCAUUUCAUGUCCUGUUUCCAACUCCCAUCAGCAGCGUGUGUCAUUCCCUGGUCACUCGAAAGACUGUGUAGCCAGCAGUUAUUGGAGCCAGGAUGAAACUGAUGACCAUUGUCUUUUCCAAUAGCCAGAUGCCAUUUUUAACUUCCACAUGCUGUCUGGACACCGUGAGAACUAAUGGCAAUAAGCGUCCAGCUGCAUGGGCACCUCUUUUUUAUAGAGGUGUCCUGCUGUCUUUGUAAACCCCCUCUGGCCUCUGCGCAUCUUAUACUUGUGUAGAAAGUACAUCUCUAUAUUGUAAAUAAGAAUGUCGAGUGUUGUGUGUCGUGCCUCAUUUGAAAAGGCUUUUUUAUGUCUCUUUCUAUUGAAGUAUAGAUACCUAAUAUAUAUGCAUAAUAUAUAUAUAUACAUAUGUAUAAUGUAAAGCAGGGACAUUCUAUUAUUGAUUAUAAAAAUUAUAAACAAAACGCCUGCCAACAUAAUGGUCUAGUAUGUCUUCAUUCUCAGCAUAAUAUUUUUGUUUGUUUGUAUGAUUUGUUAAGUUUCCCCAAACUAGUUAGAAAUAAAAUUUACUGAUAAUGAGAUUAUUCAGAAUUUCUUGUUCAUGAGCCAAAUAAAUACAGAGAAGCAGA
Molecule: messenger RNA, 7092 nt
Organism: Ictidomys tridecemlineatus (thirteen-lined ground squirrel)
Lineage: Eukaryota; Metazoa; Chordata; Mammalia; Rodentia; Sciuridae
Gene: Fam135b
Product: family with sequence similarity 135 member B
Biological process (GO): lipid metabolic process
Source: RefSeq, a predicted model, not a curated record